Messenger RNA from Lingula anatina, 3099 nucleotides. RefSeq names its product sodium/glucose cotransporter 4. Gene Ontology annotation, molecular function: D-glucose:sodium symporter activity. Gene Ontology annotation, biological process: transmembrane transport. Lineage: Eukaryota; Metazoa; Brachiopoda; Lingulata; Lingulida; Lingulidae. Gene Ontology annotation, cellular component: plasma membrane. The record is from RefSeq and is a predicted model, not a curated record.
CCGCUGAAUAAACAAUUGCUUAAUAAAAUCCCUUCGUUUGGAGGAAGAGCGGAUCAAGUUAGCUGCACCACAUCUUUAAUUCAUUAAGUUAUCCAACAAAGCGGUGAGAUGCCUGUGUUAGGGAACGUGGGAAGUACUGCAUUUGAAAACUACUAAGACGAGGAAGCUUGCAGCAACAUGCGGGUGUCUUGUUGCGGCUGCAGAUUUUAGGCUAUCGUUUUGUUGUCAGCAGAACAAUUACACCAAGGAAUAAAACCAUUGUUGUGGUUAUAUGCUCUAUAUCUUCUUCAGAAUUGAAGGAGAUCCGCUUCAAUCGCGAGAUCAACUUCACCUCCUCGUCAUCAUCUGAUAGCUGUCCAGGCGCGACCAUUAAAAUGGAGCAAGGUUUGGACCACUGGGCGGACAUUUUGGUUGUAGUGCUCUAUUUUGUUUUCGUGUUGGCAGUGGGACUUUGGUCUUUAUGUCGCCCAAACCGUAGCAGCGUCAAAGGGUACUUCCUCGCUGGGAGGGAUAUGAUUUGGUGGCCGGUGGGCGCUUCACUCUUUGCCAGUAACAUCGGCAGCGAACAUUUCAUCGGACUGGCGGGAACAGGAGCUGCCUCUGGCAUUGCCAUAGUAAUGUACGAGUGGUCUUCCAUGCCACUCGUCAUGCUGCUUGCAUGGGUAUUUCUGCCGGUUUACCUUGCAUCCGGAGCCUACACGUUACCAGGUUACCUACAGAAGCGUUUUGGCGGCCAACGUCUCCGAGUGUACAUCAGUUUCAUCGCCCUCGUGCUGUAUAUAGUUACCAAGCUUGCCGUUAGCAUCUACGCAGGCGCCCUCUUUAUCCAGCUUGCCCUGGGCUGGGACAUGUAUGUAUCCAUUGUCGUCCUGUUGGCUGUCACUGCCGUCUUCACCGUGCUAGGUGGACUAGCCGCGGUAAUAUACACAGACACCUUUCAGACCAUAGUCAUGAUGAUAGGGGCGGUGGUGCUUAUGGCCAUUGGCUUCGUAAAGGUGGGAGGUUACAACAACCUUAUCCUGGCGUACACGGCUGCAGUACCGACGGUACGUGAUCUGAACUCCACGUGCGGUUUUCCGCGGGAAGAUGCAUUCCACAUGUUCCGUGACCCGGUGACCUCUGACCUCCCAUGGCCUGGCCUCAUUUUACAAUCCACCAUUGGCUGUCUCUGGUACUGGUGUGCUGACCAGGUCAUAGUUCAACGUGCCCUUGCAGCGAAAUCCAUCACUCACGCCAAGGGCGGGGCAAUCCUAGCCGGUUACCUGAAACUCCUCCCUAUAUUCAUAAUGAUAUUGCCCGGAAUGAUGGCACGAGCUCUUUAUCCUGAGGAGGUCGCGUGUGUGGAUCCUGCAGAAUGUGAGAAAUACUGUGGCAAUCCGGUCGGCUGUUCCAACAUCGCUUACCCUAAGCUGGUACUUACUCUUUUGCCAGUAGGUCUGAGAGGACUGUUAAUGGCAGUAAUGAUGUCAGCUAUCAUGAGCUCUUUGACUUCAAUCUUCAACAGCGCCAGUUCUAUCUUCACUCUGGACCUGUGGAGACGAUUUCGCGGGAAAGCAACUGAACGAGAGCUACUCAUUGUUGGACGAGUGUUCAUCCUGUUUAUGUGUGUGAUAAGUAUACUAUGGAUUCCGCUGGUAAAAUCAUCCCAGGGUGGGCAGCUGUUCAUCUAUAUCCAGGCCGUGCAAGGCUACCUCGGCACGCCUAUCGGGGCUUUGUUCCUAUUAGCAAUAGCGUGGGGAAGAAUGAACGAACAGGGUGCAUUCUGGGGAAUCUUGGCUGGUCACACGUGCGGAGUCAUCAGAAUGAUUCUUGACUUCAGUUUCCCAGGCCCAAAAUGCGGUGAACCAGAGACCAGACCAGAAAUUCUCUACAAGGUCCACUAUUCCUAUUUUGGUUCCUUGACCAUCGUGGUGACAAGUUUGGUCACUAUUGUGGUCAGCUUGCUGACCAAACCACUGGAUCAAAGGCUUUGUGGACUCACGUGGAAAACACGGUGGGACGCAUUCAGGGGAAUACAAGCUGGUUCUCCUUCUGAUGCCGUUGACGUGUCCAGCUACGCCUCGGAGACCGGGGCUCCUGAUUACAACCCGGUUCCUAUGGUGGCCGUGCAGAAAUCCCAAGACACAAAUUUAGAAAAAGAAACGAAGUCUGAAACGGGUAUCAACGGCAUGAAGGAGUUAACAGCGAAAGAGCAAAUAUUAGAGGGUACAGAAGAAAACAAGAUCGAGCACCAGGAGGAGUCGAUGUCCACAGAAACAAAAACGACCAUUUUACGACAUUGGGUCCACUUCGUUUGUGGCAUACCGGAAAUAGCUCAAGCCAGUGUAAAUGAUGCAGCCGUUAGAAUGGCCGCGAUGAUAGAGAGUUCAAAGUGGAGAUUUAUUCUCAACGUCAAUGCCGUUAUUGCAUUGGCCAUAAUGAUGUUUUUGUGUGGGUUUUUUGCAUAAAUUACAAUGUAGGCAGUGUGUGGCCUGUGUGUAACAUUGAUCUCAGGCUCAUAAGAAUGGCAUCAGUUUGUUUUUUCGUAAGGAUUUCUAAAAAAUGAAAUACUGUAAGGAUUUCUAAAUAAUGAAAUACUAAUUAAAUUGUAUUUUUAUUCCUUUUUUGAUUCAAAAUCUUAUUGGGCCUCAAACUAAAUUUUGUUUGGUUGCCACGUUAAUACCAUAACAGAACAGUCAUGUGUCACUUUCUUGUCCUGAAUACCAAAACGUUUUAUGCAAAAUAGGUGCUCGAAGACGAAAUGAGCACUAUCAUGUAAACUAUGAAAUUUCCUUUACCACGUAUAUAUAAUCAUAGUGAGCUUAAUGAUAAUGUUACAUUCACAAAAAUAAACUAUUGCCGAAACCACAUUUUUUUAUUUUGCAGAGCCAAAAUUUUUGAAACAUUUUUGAUUUCAUAAAUUAAAUAAAAGACAUUAUAACCUACACUAAAUUCCGCUCGUUUCUCUUUGUAAGCGCCUGUCGGCCACAUUUAUGUUAGCUUGAUUGGAUACUUUAAUUCGAUUCUAUAUAAUUCUAGAUCAAAAUAACGGUAAAGUAGCACGAUUUGAAACGCCGCCAUGCGACAUCUAACUUGAAAUUUUAACAAGUUUUUUAUACU